Phlebotomus papatasi is the source of this 2388-nucleotide messenger RNA. RefSeq lists its product as uncharacterized. NCBI's taxonomy places the organism in Eukaryota, Metazoa, Arthropoda, Insecta, Diptera, Psychodidae. The record is from RefSeq and is a predicted model, not a curated record. The transcript has 3 exons. Bases 172 to 822 code for a protein of 216 amino acids.
CUAUCAAGGAAGCGAGAAGAGUGUAAUGUAUUUGAGCCAACUGCAUUGAUAAACCAGGGGAAUUCUUCUCCGGUACAGAACAACAUUGAUUAUUGCAUUGACUUGGAAGAAGUCAAGGAUGAAUUGAAAACGCUUUUCUGGCGAAAUGACGAAAAAAAAAUAUUUGAUGCCAUGGAGAAAACCUUCCCGAUCCGACGAAAGUUUUUGAAAACACCACUAAAGAAGAACAUUCUUCUAGAGUAUCCAAGGUUUUUGGAUACACGGGGAUUGAUUCAGCUUGAUUUCCAAUUGCUUUUCCCUGAUAAGAACAACUGCUUGAAGGAGUUGUUUGAUGAAGAAUUUCAAACAAAGCUAUGUACUUUGGGAAAUACUCAAGCAAUGCGCAAAAUAGACAAUGGAUGGCCCACGCCAAUUUGGGCAACUCUCAACUGGCUGUCACUGUUGCCACCAACUGGUGGAGGUCGAGGUCACCAAGGUAGACCAAGUCUCAAAGAAGCCUGCGGAAAUUUGAUACAGUUUUACGAGGCAGGCAGAGUGCCUGAUGCAAAACCGUCUGCAACUAUCAUCGCGCAGGGGAACACAAGGAGCGACAUCAGAAAGUUUUACGUGUCUUUGGAUGAGAGUCUCAUAGUAACCAAUGAUUCCUUUCUUGAUGCGUUGGACAUUAUGUUCAAGAUGCAUUUUGUAUUCGAUUUGGAGUAUGAAGCCUCACUGCGCAACUUUUUCCGUUACAUUCAGAACUACGUGUUCAAAAUUAAGGGAAAUGAAACUCCCAAUACUACUAUCAAUAAGUGUCGUAUGAUUUUGAUGUCCAAUGAGUAAUAUCAAGUGCCAAAUUUGUGAUAAAUUUUUUGAAAACCCAGCAGUUUAUAUUAAAGAUCUGCAAUAUGUGCACUUAUUCAAUUAUGGACCGAAAACAGUUAUAAAAUGCGGAUAUAUAUCUUGCUCAAAAACUUUUGCAUCGCUUAAAGGAUUAAAACAUCAUAUGAGUGUUUGUUUCCACGGACAAAUCCCCAGUGUUUCUUCACGUUCAUUGCAACCUAAUGCUCCUAACAAUUCAAGAAACGACCAAUCAACUUUAAUAGAAGAGUCACAACUAACUUUUUCCGAAUAUUAUGAAUCAGAUGUUUCCGUUCAAAGUUUAGAAAAAAGCGAUCAUGAAGAAUUAAUUUCUAGCUUAAAAAAUUUUGCAAAUGAUAUACACAAUUUUACUGUCUCCAAUGUUGUAUUAAAUUUCAUAUUCACUUUCCUUUAUUUAUUUUUGAAUAUUUUGUUUUCAAUAAUUAGAAGUAUUAUAAUGUCAUCUCCUCGCUUGGAAGUUGCAUUAGAAAAGCUUUCUGAAAUUCAAACUUCAUUAACCGCAGUCGUGUCUGACAGUAAAAGUACAUAUAUGAGAAGAAAGAACGUAUUUUCUAAAAUGCCAGAACCGGAAGAAAUUUUGUUAACUAUGAAAACAAAGAGGAGAAUGGAAAUAAGUAGUAAAACUUUUUUGAAUGUACAACAACCAGUUACAUUUGCUAAGAUAAGCCUAAUAGAAACAUUAAAAUUUGUUUUUAACUUGCCCCAAACUCAGACAUUGAAGUAUUCACUUGAUGAAAAUGAACAUGACUCAACUUUGAUCAAAGGCUUUCAUGACGGUUCUGUCUUUAAGACUAAUUUCAAUAAUCUGAACAAAAAUGAAUUGAUUUUUAUAAGUCUUUAUUUCGAUGAAUUUGAAACAGUGAACCCGAUUGGAACAAAAAUUGGUAAACAUAAAAUAGGAGCAUUUUAUUUCAAUAUUUGUAACGUUCAACGAGGACAAAAUUCAAAGUUGGAUCAUAUAUAUCUCUUUGCACUAAUAAAAAUGGAAGAUUUGAAAAACAGUGAUUUCAACGAUGUUGUAAAGGUUCUUAUUAAAGACUUUAAAAAACUGGAAAAUGAAGGGGUGGAAAUUAAUUGGAAUGGCAGUAUUAAAAAUAUUAAAGGGUUCUUGCUAAACAUUUGUGGUGAUAAUUUAGGUCUAAACCAUCUGCUGGGUUUUAAAAAAAAUUUUAACAGCGACUACUUUUGUCGCAUAUGUCUUUGUAAACUUGAUGAGAUACAGUACAAAUUUCGAGAAGAAGACUUUUCAAUGAGAACCAAAGAGACUUAUGAAAAUGAUGUUUCCAAAUUAGGUAACAAUUCAGAUCAUAUUAGAGGAGUCAGAGAAAACUCACUUUUUAAUGAUUUGCAAUAUUUCCAUGUGGUGGAAAAUCCUUCUAUAGACAUCAUGCACGAUGUCUUAGAAGGGGUUGCUCAAUAUGAAUUGAAUUUAUUUUUUAAUUAUCUAAUUGAUCAUAAGCAUAACACCCUACAUGAGAUUAAUUCUUUGAUAUCCUCUUUCAAUUUUGCUUUUGAAGAAAGGAGAAA